UCAUAUAUAUAUAUUUUAUAUAUCAUAUUAAAAAUAACUAAUAUAAAAUAUCUUUUUUAAUUAAAAUCCAGCAUUUCAAAACAUAUGAAAAUUUAAAUUUUGUUUAUUUAAUUUUAGAAAAAUAAAAUAAUAUUUGAUUAGAUAAAUUUCAUACAAAAAUAUCUAUUAUUCUUUAUACAAAAAUAAAAGUCCCAAUAUUUUUUAGAAAAACGCUGAAUGAUUAUCAAUUUGAUAAAAUUUAUGAACCAACAUCCUUUAAGCUUUUUUAAAAAAUUCAAAUAUUACGCAUGCCCAAUUGAACGUAUAUAAGAAAGUGACAUGGCGGUUCUCCAAUCUUCUAUUCCCGCGAUUAAAUUCGAAUACAGACCAAAUGAAGGAGAACAAGAUGACGUCGUCAACGAUAACUCGUAAUACCAGUCACAUAGUCAGAGAAUCGGUCAGGGUGGGGCUCGUAGAAUCGUACUUGUGCGUAACCCGUUCGUUCGGUUCAUUCCUCCAGUGAGAAACAGUACGUCGAACAUUGGUGAUCGUGCAUGGUGGCGCGUAUGUAUCCACGCGUAUUCCUCUAUGAAAGAGGUUGUCGCUUUCAGUGUAUUUCCUUGUUGAAAAUAUGAAAUGAUCAGUGAAUAAUUAAAAAUCGGUGUAUGUGUAAUAAAUAAAGAUAACGAAGAUGAUACAUGUCUCAAGAAUAGUCAAUGCAAUCAUAGUUAUCCUUGCUCUCAAUCGAGGUUCAAUAGCUCAAUUGAGCAUAGAUGAAACGGAAAAGGCUACAGAGCUUCUUAUAAAUGAAGGUGAUAGUUUGGAGAUCACAUGCACCGGUUUCGAAAGUAUUUUUUUUGUCUAUCCUGAAGAUGAACCCAAUAUCAUCACCUCGACGCCUUUUAAAGAAGAAAAUCUCGAAGAUGACAUAUAUAAAUUCGUGUUUAAACGAAACGAAACUGUUCAUGGGGAUACGGGAUUGUAUGGUUGCCCCGGUAAUAUUUUGCAAGUUACCUCACAUCCUAAUUUUCAAACAUCUGAAAGCUUGGUAUUUGUUUAUGUUCAAUCGAAUAGAAGCAUGUUUGUGCAAACAGAUAAUUUUCGUUCAUUAACUGUAGUAGUCGGUGAAACUGCUUUAAUACCUUGUAGACCAACAUCGCCCAAUUUCACAGUUGAACUCUUGCUUGGUGAUUUGGCUGUGAAUAAAACAAAUUUCCAUCCAAGGAUUGGUUUCACUUUGACAAACAUCACGCUGAAAGAUGGUGGUUAUUAUACAUGUGUCAUACAAGCAGAUGUACGCCACGAAAUAAAUUAUUAUUUACUUGUGAUUCGGAAGCAUGAAUUGAACGAACCAAAAAUUGCGGAGGAUAAUUUACGUCAUGUAACAAGAGGUCAAAUUCUACGUGUAAAUUGCUCAACAAUCGUUGAAACAGAUAUGAAUUAUGUUUUAAAUUGGAGUACACCCCAUAUGAAUACUAGAAUAAGGACUGUUGAUUACAGUGAAAAAACAGGUCCAAUUAAAAAAGCGAUUGUCGAAAUGAUUAUAGAGGAUGUAAGAUACGAAGAUGAAGGCUUCUACGAAUGUGUUAUAAAAUCAUUUCAUGAUUCUAGAAAAACAAAAGUCUUCAUUAAGGUUCAUGAUCCGGAAAACAAAUUUAUCAAUCUAACAGCACAAGAUGCUAUCAGACAUUAUCAACGUCAUGAAGGUGGUGAAAUACAAUGGGUUGUACAUGUGCAUGCUUAUCCAGAACCUAUUCUUAAAUGGCUAAAUACAAAAGGGGAAGAAAUCACAGGUAAUUGGGAAACUCCAAAAAAAACGAAAUAUGCGAUAAAAACAGAAUCUACUAAUACAAUUUUAAGAAUAAACCAUUUAAAUAUCGAGGACAUGGGAGAAUAUUCUCUUCAAGCUACAAAUCAAGAUAAAUUCGAUAUGUUGAAUUUUACGUUAGAUGUAUUAGUAAAACCAGUACCAAUGUUGAAAGUAGAGCCUUAUUAUAGCCCUAACCAGACGGUGGAAAUAUCUUGUGAUGUGGCAACAUUUCCAUCACCGAAUAUAACGUGGAGUUUUAUUAAGUACCCUUAUUAUCCUUCUUAUGAAAAUGCGACCAUGAUAGAAUUAACAAACACAAAAGAAAGUGGAAUGAACACCAGAUUUCAUUCGAUCGUAAAGAUGACUAUUGAAAUGAGUGGUCAUCUUACCUGUAGCGCAUGCAACAUUAUUGGAUGCGAAUCUCAAACUGAAACCAUUUUUGUUUCUGAUGGAAAAGGUGGUUUCGGUAUAAUCGAGCUAAAAGAUUCAGUAGUCGAAGGCGAUGAUUUAGAACUAAUUUGUGCUGCCUCCAUUUAUAAUUACACGAGCAAUUUCGAAUGGAAAUACGCAAACGGUACUUUUAUUGUACAAAAUGGUAGAUUAACGAUUGAACAAACUAAGACUCGAUUUACUUAUCGUUCGAUCUUAAAAAUAAAAAAUGUAACUAAAGCAGAUUCGAUGAUUUAUACAUGUAGCAAUAAAGAAGAAAUGGAUUUCUUUCUUCAAGUUCACGGGGCAGUGAAACCUUUUAUGAAGGAAACCAAUCUAAACGGAACGGAAAUUACGAUUGAUAUUAAUACACAUGAUUCACAUAAUUCAUUAAUACUAAAGUGUUUUGUAGGUGGAAUGCCUAAACCAAUAGUCACAUGGUAUAAAAAUGAUGAACUAAUAAAAAUUGGUGAUCAAUUCACAUAUAGCCAUAGUCAACAAGAAUUGCAUAUUAAUUAUUUAAGGGAUAUUGACAGUGGAGUAUACUUAUGUAAAGGCGAGAAUCGUUUAGGAGUAAUCAAAGCACACGGAAAUAUAAUAGUCAAAGGAAAAGAGGUUCCGAAGGAAUUAAUAAUAUUGAUUGUCAUCUUAUCAAUCACAGUAAUAAUUCUGGUGGUCUAUUUUACAAUCAAGAUUCGCCGUGAAAAGAUCAUGAGAAAAGAAUUAAUGGAAGCAGGAUUGAUGCAUUUUGAAGAAGGAGCAGUGGAAUGUUUGAAUCCAGAAUUAACAGUGGAUGAUCAAGCAGAAUUACUUCCUUACGAUAAGAAAUGGGAAUUUCCAAGAGAAAAAUUAAAGUUAGGGAAACAAUUAGGAAGUGGAGCUUUUGGAGUUGUCAUGAAAGCGGAAGCAGAAGGAAUUUGCGAAAAUGAACCAGUUACCACAGUAGCAGUAAAAAUGGUUCGUCGAACAACAGUUCCGACUUGUGUUCGUGCACUUGCUAGUGAGCUGAAAAUUAUGGUACACCUUGGUAAACACUUGAAUGUAGUCAAUCUUCUUGGUGCUUGUACGAAAAAUAUUUCCAAACGUGAAUUAUUAGUAAUCGUAGAAUAUUGCCGAUUUGGAAAUUUACACAAUUAUUUAUUACGACAUAGGACUGAUUUUAUCAACCAAAUAGAUCCAACAACCGGUAAAUUCGAUCCCAGUAUCGGUCAAGAUGUUUUAACCAGAUCCGUUAGUGUUAGCAGUAAUAAUAGGAUAAAAUACGUGGCAUUGUCAUUUUCUCGCAGUCUUAGUGAUAAUUCUGCCAUCGAAUCGACGAAUUAUCAAACUUCUGCAAUGGAUUCUCAAGGAAUUAGCAUGUCACCGGAUGGAGGUAUUCAAAGUAAUAAUUCAUCCCAAGGAUGGAGAUUUAAUUAUCGGGGUGAUUAUAAGGAUCAUAAUUUGAAACCGAUUUGUACGCAAGAUUUAUUAUCUUGGGCUUUUCAAGUAGCGCGUGGAAUGGAAUAUCUUAGUCAAAGAAAGGUAUUACAUGGUGAUUUAGCUGCGAGAAAUAUUUUAUUGGCCGAAAAUAAUGUUGUAAAAAUCUGUGAUUUUGGUUUAGCAAAAACCAUGUACAAAGAUAAUAAUUAUAAAAAGAAAGGAGGUGGUCUAUUACCUAUAAAAUGGAUGGCUAUCGAGUCGAUUAGAGAUCGAAUUUUUUCAACACAAUCAGAUAUUUGGUCAUUUGGUAUAGUUUUAUGGGAAUUCUUUACAUUAGCUGAAACACCUUACCCAGGAAUGGAAGCUGAAAAACAAUACCAGAAACUAAUUGAGGGAUAUAGAUUGGAACAACCGGAAUAUGCUACUUCCGAAAUAUAUAACAUAAUGUAUCAAUGUUGGAUGGCUAAACCUAGUUUGCGUCCGAGUUUCACGCAAUUAGUUAAGAAUAUUGGUGAUCUAUUAGAAGAAAGCGUAAAAACGCAUUAUAUCAGUUUAAAUGAUCCCUACAUGGAUAUGAACACAACAAUGUUAGAAGGUGGGCGAAAUGAUUAUUUAACAAUGCUUUCUUCGCCUGAUCAUACAACACUUUCCUCGCCCACUCAUGAUUAUUCAAAUUUGCCUCCUUCAAAUUUAACCGAUUCAACGUACCUAUGUAUGAGUCCUAAUAGUCAGGGAUAUCAAUCAGAAAUAUUCAGCCCUAGACCAAAUCAAGAAAGUACUUGUUUUGAAUUUCCAUCGCCUACUUCUGAUUCAGAGGACGCAGUAGAAAUAUCACCAAUGUUAAAAAAACAAGAGGAAGAAGAUCCUUAUUUAAAACCUAUCAAUGUACAUGCACGACGAGCAGAAUUCGUUCGACAGCGAGAGGCAAUGAAAAAUCAAACAAUAGAUCGACCAAUCAAUAGGGAUUUUGGAUAUUGCAAUACUCCACAAAAUGGUCAAUUAAUAAAUCUGAAUGAAAAGAAUAAAAAUGAUUCAAAAAAUUCUGAUGACAAUGAAAAAUUAAAUAAUGGAAAUACAAUAUCAGAGAAAGAUUUUAUACCCACUAUCAUUAGGACACAAGAUAAUUACGUAAACAUGCCUAAACAGAAGAGUGAUUUAAGGUUAGAAAUGCCAGCUAGUUUUAGCAAUCCUAGUUAUGUGGUGAUGGUUAAUCGUGAAACAGAUCAGAUGAAAGUUUAAGUAUGAACUAUGCAUGAACAAAAAUUGUUACAAUUAUUCUAAAAUAAUGAUUAACAAAUGGAAAAUAUCUAUUUCAGGGGUUUCAUGGAAUGACAUAUAGGUAUGGAUGGAAAAUGGAAAAAAAUGAAUACUAGAAAAAGUGUUAUUAUCAAUUUAUAGAUUCAGUUUUUGUGUGAGCAUGUGUGUUUUUGAGUGAUAAAUACGAAAAACUAAUUAUAUAAAUAAGUUUCAAAUAUUACAUGUUGCUUUCGUGCAUCUUGUUUGAUCUUUGAUGUGCCAUGACGACAAUUAUUUAAAAUGAUUUAAAUAAAAUGAAAUCAUUCAUGAUUAAUUUUCUUAAUGAGCUUGGAUAUUCAGAAAGUUUGAUAUAUAUAUAUAGUAUAUAAUGUCGCGUAAUUAUUAUAAAUGAAUAUCAGAAAUAAAAUAUAUUCAUUAAGUUAUAAAACGAUAUUUGAAAAAUAUAAAAUAAAAUAACGGAAGAUAAAAUAUUUUGAAAUAAAAUAAUUAUUUUUGUUUUUUCAUAUUUAAAAACUUAAUAUAAUUAUUUGAUAUAAAAAAAUCAAAAAGUAAAAUAAAAUUUCAUUUGACAUUAAAUUAAUAUUAAUACAAGUUAUAAAAUAAAUGAAAAUGGAAAAAUAAAUCAAUAUUUUUAUAAAAUAAUUUUUUUGAAACAUUUUUUGAUAUAUUUUUAGGCGAUUAAUAUUUCGCAUAUGAAUCAAAUUGUUUCAAAAAAAUUAUAAUAAAAAAAUAUAUUUUCAAUAUAUACGUGUAUAUUUAUAUUUAUAAGUUAUCGUUUUUUUAUACAUAAUUAAAAUUUUUACUAUAAUUUAAAAUAUUAUAAAUAAAUAUAAAUAAAAAUUAUAAAUAUUAUAAUAGCAUAUAUUAUAAAUAACAUAAAUCAAAUUAAAUAUUUAAUGAAGUGUCUUGAUAUUAUGAUAUCAUAUAACUAAGAAAAUUUAUGAACUGAUUAAAUAUAUAAAAACGUACAAAUAUAUAAUGACAAUACAUAUAUAUAUAUAUAACGGCGAUAGUAAAAUAGAAUGUGACAAUGAAUUUUAAUUGGAAUAUUUUCAAUUAUGUACUUAUUUAUUAAUCGUAAAAAGAGAUUUUAUUAUUAUAAUAAUUAUUUUUAAAAAAUUUAUGCAAAAAUAUUUAAUAUUCAAUUAUAUAUAUGGAUUUAUCAUCAGUACUUAAUACUCAAUUCAUUGUAAGCUUGAUUGCAAAAUUUCAUUCGAAUUUCGGAAAAAUUUUGUAUCUACUACAACCAAAGAGAGAGAGAGAGAGAGAGAGAGAGAGAGAGAGAGAGAGAGAGAGAGAGAGAGAAAUGUUUAAUUUUAAUGUAAGCUAUUUUUAUUUGGAUGAAAAAACAAAUUAAUAUAGAACGUAUGUGUAUGUUGAAUUAAUUUAAAUUGUCUAAUCAUAGUUUAUAUUUAGAAUUUAAAAAACUUGUAUAAUAAAGUUUUUAUCUUUACAACA
Messenger RNA from Apis cerana (Asiatic honeybee), 6352 nucleotides. It is a transcript of the gene Pvr, whose product is annotated as PDGF- and VEGF-receptor related. Gene Ontology annotation, cellular component: signaling receptor complex; plasma membrane. The record is from RefSeq and is a predicted model, not a curated record. Gene Ontology annotation, biological process: positive regulation of kinase activity; multicellular organism development; cell surface receptor protein tyrosine kinase signaling pathway. NCBI's taxonomy places the organism in Eukaryota, Metazoa, Arthropoda, Insecta, Hymenoptera, Apidae. Gene Ontology annotation, molecular function: transmembrane receptor protein tyrosine kinase activity; ATP binding.